Messenger RNA from Folsomia candida, 1956 nucleotides. RefSeq lists its product as uncharacterized. NCBI's taxonomy places the organism in Eukaryota, Metazoa, Arthropoda, Collembola, Entomobryomorpha, Isotomidae. The transcript is spliced from 6 exons. The record is from RefSeq and is a predicted model, not a curated record. Bases 361 to 1956 code for a protein of 531 amino acids.
GGUGGCCAAAAAGAAAAAUUACCGGAAAGAACCGAGUUCAGGAUGCACUUCAACUGGGCAAGCGUCCAUUGCAAUCUGAAAACACGAGUUCAAUUCCUGUAAGUAUUUAACGCGUAAAUUUUAGUGGGCUUGAAAUUCAAAAUUCACGUUCUAUCGUGUAUACUAUUAUCAUCCUACAAAUGUAACUAUCAUUCAAGGAUCAUGGCUGUGAGGCAUUUUAAGAAGAAAGACUACGACGUAUUUUUCUCGUCUAACUACAUCCUGACUCAGCAUAAUGCUGCCGGAAGUCCGGUUAGUUAUACAUUGUCUGGAAACCUUUAUGCGUUAGUUAGUAUGUACACCGUGGCGCUUUAGUACACUAUGCUAAAAAUGUUAAUUUUGCAGCCACCGUACAUUCCUGGCAGUGCGGCAGACUUUGGUUGGGACGGAAGUAUGAUGUGCGAUAAGGGAGUUGCGUCCGCUACAGAAGGCCACAAUGAAGUUGCAAUGAACCAUGAUGCGACAAGUCUCUUUCCGAUUCCAUAUGAUGGAGAAUAUGACAAAUGCAUCGACCAUGAUGAAACUCUGAACAAUUUUUUCGCUGAUAAUGCAGCCUUCGUCAAAGAAACCCUAGAAGCCGCUAAGAAGGAGUCGUUUAACGAACCGAACUUAACAUCUAACGAUACUGAUAGAUACAUAAACAACUUGAUCUUGAUCCGCAAGGCACAAAUGAUUUGCCCACCCGCGGAUCUUUGUCUUAACAGUGAGGGCAAAUCGAUUGCGUAUGAUAUUAAUGGACACCCAGUAGAUCCACAAAAGGAAAUAGAAGACGAAUUUAACAAAGUUAAGAACGACCACUUUCCAACUUGCCAGAUUGAAUUUUGCAAAAACCCCAACCAAACGGAACCAAUUUUGGUUAGGAAUCGUUUGGAGGAAGGCGAAGAAUUGGACAUCAACAGCCCACUCUUGCGCGACGGCGGAACUCGAUUCUCUGACAAUUUCACUCAACAAUACUACAAAAAGGCAACGAGACAUUUUCGGCGAAUUAAAGGAACGCAUCUCUGGAGUAUGACGCUAGCCUGGUUUGUGUUGAUGACGAUCGGAGCGUUCACUGCCCGCUACUAUAAGGAAACAGCUGGGAUUAAUGAUAAGACGGGAAACAGCAUGUUGGGUCUAGGAUAUUGGAUUUGGGUUCACAUCUUCCUUCUCCUCCUCUCGCUUACCUUCAUGUGGAUCGGAAUCUUGGAAACAGCCCGAUUUCGUCAAAAACCCGUGUCCUGCAACUUACUUGGACUAUAUGGAGAAUAUAACCUGAAGAAUUUCUGUCGAUGGAGGAAGAGGACGGUCAGAAGUCAUCGCAAGGCAGGAAUAGGUGCUGUGGUUUUUUACCACAUUGCACUCGCCAUUUCAUGGUCACGCCCGGUCAAACUGCUCACCGUUCCAUUCACAAAGUACAAGUUUCCCAUCCGGAAAUUCUUUCUCUGGGUCCAUGUCGUGUUUGCCUACUUGGGAAAACUGGUUUGUUUUAUCUCCAUUCUGCUCCUCUUUCAUCCAAGAGCUAGGGCCAUAUGCAAAUCUAUCCCUUCGACUCUGGUUUUUAUGGAAGUUGUGAGCAUUGCUUUCUUCUCUGCUGGCUGGGUUAUUCAGUCUAUGGAGGAUCAAAGACUUCGUAAAAAUGGGCGACGUGUCUUCCCCGUACCGGAAGCCAUCGAGUCGGCAGAUCACUCUCCCUGUUACAUGAUCAAAAUCAUCAUCGUCCUUGUCAGCGUUGCUGUCCACCUCAUUCUCUUUAUCUUCAUUUGUGUCCUUGCCUACUUCGUGUACGGGAAACCAGGCAAAACGAAUGAGUCGGACACAACGUUUGAAACGAUUGACGGAAUUAUCGGAAAGUGCCAAAUUUCCAACUCACAGGCCGAAUUGGACUCCAGCAUGAGCGCAUAUUAUUUCAGGAAGACUGCAGCUGCUAGUGAUGGCUAG